Molecule: messenger RNA, 1304 nt
Organism: Episyrphus balteatus (marmalade hoverfly)
Lineage: Eukaryota; Metazoa; Arthropoda; Insecta; Diptera; Syrphidae
Gene: Mul1
Product: mitochondrial E3 ubiquitin protein ligase 1
Exons: 5
Coding region: 109-1125 (338 amino acids)
Biological process (GO): organelle organization; protein ubiquitination
Molecular function (GO): ubiquitin-protein transferase activity
Source: RefSeq, a predicted model, not a curated record
ACCAAAAUAAAUCCUUUUUUUCAGAGAUCUUCAAAAUUUUUGUUAUGAAAAUUUUUGAUUUCGUAGUAAAUUAAAAAUUUCCACUCAACAAAUAACACAAUAAUUUCGAUGGAUUUUAUACAAGAAGGUAUUGCCUUAGGAGUUGAUCUCCUAAUACUUGGAAUGUGCUUCAAAGAAUAUUACAAUUACAAGAAAACAGUCAAUAAUUUAAAGAAUGCUCCCCAAGUACCAAUCGAUGCUGAUCUGAAAAAACUUUUAGAAAGCAAAAAAGACAAUAAACUUCCAUAUGCCGUGAUUCGAGGCACGGUUAUUCCGAUCGGGGUACCCAUUCGUAGUGUUAUGUCACCAUCCGUGACGGGUGUAGUCCAAGUGAUAAAGUUGAGUGAACAUCGUGUAGCUCGAGGAUUUGCUGGCUUUUGGACAGAACAACGUCGAAUAAUUCAUGUCUCUUCCAAUGAGAUGCCAUUCCAAUUGAAAAAUGGUGAUUAUGGUGUUGAAAUUGUCGAUGGACUAUCUGCGGAAAUCCUCGAUAUGGAUGUUGUUUAUGACAACUAUGAACCAUCUUCGUUGUCAUUCUUCGAUCAUAUUUUUGGGUUCUUUUCUGGGGUUCGUCAGAAGGGACUACAAACAACUGAAGAAGUUCUCAGGGAUGGUAGUUUUAUAACAGCUGUGGGGGAAAUCGAAUUAGAUGGCAAGACAAUAAGAAUGCAACCUUCUUCAACAGCUCCACUCUUUCUUACAACUUCGACCAAGUCGACAUUAAUUAAGAAAUUUGAAGAAGCUAAAUCUUCAAUGGCGGUAAAAAUAUUUAUUUGCAGUACGAUAACUGCAGUCCUUGUUGGUAUAAUUGCUCGAAAAAUCUACUUGAAAAAGAAACAAGAAAGAGAUGAGAGAAAAAUUAAAGAAACACUUGACAACGAAAGACGAAAACGACGUGCGAAAACACGACCUCAAAAUCUUACCCCAGAACAACUGUGUGUUGUUUGCUCGACAAAUCCCAAAGAGGUCAUAAUGCUUCCAUGUGGUCAUGUUUGCAUCUGUGAAGAUUGUUCUGAAAAAAUCACAGUAACAUGCCCAGUUUGUCGCACAAAAAUUCUAAGCAAAGCUGCUGCUUUCAUAUCAUAAUCAGGUAAGACAAUAUCAAUCGUGUGUGUGUUCAAAAAGAAAAAAAAAAAAAAACAAAAGUCAACCGGAUCAAUGGAGCAAUAUAUGGAUUUAGAAAAUAAGUUAAUUUAUCAACCAAACAAAUUGCAAUAAAGAACAAAAAUUAAGUUUUAACAAAAACAUAAACAAAACAACUUUAA